AUGAGGUCAGAUGUCGACUUUAUUUCGGAAAAUUAUCAAAAAAUUUUCAGGCAAAUCGAGACACUGAUGAAAUGUGAAGCAAUCCCGGAGCAAGAUGUGAAAUCAUUAUGUGCUAAAGCACGAGAAAUUCUUCUACAAGAAGGCAACGUACAGGUCGUCGAUUCGCCUGUCACGAUCUGUGGUGAUAUCCACGGUCAGUUCUACGAUUUGAUGGAAUUGUUUAGGGUCGGUGGCCAGGUCCCUGACACGAAUUAUCUUUUCCUCGGCGAUUUCGUUGAUCGUGGCUUCUAUUCUGUUGAAACAUUUUUACUAUUGCUGGCUUUGAAAGUGCGCUAUCCGGAUAGGAUGAUGCUGAUUAGGGGGAACCAUGAGUCUCGACAAAUCACUCAAGUUUAUGGGUUUUACGAUGAAUGCCUUCGGAAGUACGGGUCUUCCACUGUCUGGAGGUGCUGUACGGAGGUGUUCGAUUGUUUGAGCCUUUCUGCGGUUAUCGCGGGCAAGGUGUUCUGUGUUCACGGUGGUCUGUCACCGUCAAUCCAGAAUCUGGAUCAAAUUAGGACAAUCGAUAGGAAACAAGAGGUACCACAUGAUGGACCAAUGUGUGAUUUGCUAUGGUCCGAUCCAGAAGAUAGCAUUGGCUGGGGUGUGAGUCCGCGUGGCGCUGGCUACUUAUUUGGUUCCGAUGUUGUUAAGAUGAAAAUUAGGUAA
Messenger RNA from Gongylonema pulchrum, 708 nucleotides. NCBI's taxonomy places the organism in Eukaryota, Metazoa, Nematoda, Chromadorea, Rhabditida, Gongylonematidae. The record is from the annotation of a GenBank genome assembly.